This is a messenger RNA of Anisakis simplex (herring worm), 456 nucleotides long. The record is from the annotation of a GenBank genome assembly. NCBI's taxonomy places the organism in Eukaryota, Metazoa, Nematoda, Chromadorea, Rhabditida, Anisakidae.
AUGGGUCGUAUGCACAAUCCCGGAAAGGGUAUAUCCCAGUCGGCACUGCCGUAUCGUCGUUCCGUCCCAACAUGGCUCAAACUGACAAGUGAGGAUGUACAGGAGCAAAUUACAAGACUUGCAAAGAAGGGAUUGAGACCUUCGCAGAUUGGUGUUAUAUUACGUGAUUCACACGGUGUUGCACAAGUACGUCGUGUUACAGGCAACAAAAUUGUGCGCAUUCUUAAAAGCAAGGGCAUGGCACCCGAGAUUCCUGAGGAUUUGUACCACUUGAUCAAGAAGGCCGUUAAUAUCCGCAAGCAUCUUGAGCGCAAUCGCAAGGAUAAGGACUCAAAAUACCGUUUAAUUUUGGUAGAGUCACGAAUCCACCGUCUCGCCCGAUACUACAAGACUAAGCGCCAGUUGCCAACCACGUGGAAAUAUGAAUCGUCAACUGCGUCUGCUCUCGUCUCAUAA